GCUUCUGGGCCGAUCGAACGCCGGUUCAUGAAGCAGCCAGGCGGGGAGAAAUCCUGCAGCUGCAGCAGCUGAUAGAGAGCGGCGCAUGCGUCAACGCGGUCACCUACGACUCUAUCACCCCGUUGCACGAGGCGAGCCUGCGAGGACAAACGCAGUGUGUCAAGCUCCUGCUGGCUGCGGGGGCCCAGGUGGAUGCCAGGAAUAUCGAUGGCAGCACCCCCCUCUGCGACGCCUGUGCCUCAGGUAGCAUCGAGUGUGUGAAAGUGCUGCUGUCCCACGGCGCGAAGGUGAACCCUCCCCUCUACACAGCGUCUCCUCUCCACGAAGCUUGCAUGAAUGGUAGCUCAGAGUGCGUGCAGCUCCUCAUCGACGUCGGCGCGAACUUGGAGGCUCACGACUGUCAUUUCGGGACUCCCCUACACGUGGCCUGUGCCAGGGAGCACCUGGACUGCGUGAAAUUGCUGCUCAAGGCAGGAGCAAACGUGAAUGCUGCUAAACUUCACGAGACAGCCCUCCACCACGCCGCGAAAGUGAAAAACGUAGAUCUGGUGGAGAUGCUGAUUGAGUUUGGCGGAAACAUUUACGCAAGGGACAACCGAGGAAAGAAGCCGUCGGAUUACACCUGGAGCAGCAGCCCCACAGCAAAGUGCUUCGAAUACUACGAAAAAACGCCUCUGAGCUUGUCACAGCUCUGCAGGGUUACGGUGAGGAAAGCCGCCGGGCAGCGAGCGCUGGAGAAGAUUGCCAAGCUCAAUAUUCCUCCCCGAUUAAUCCGGUACCUGUCCUACAACUGAAGGGGAUGAAGGCGGCCGGGAAGGACGAUACCUUUAGCUCCCGCA
Messenger RNA from Apaloderma vittatum (bar-tailed trogon), 839 nucleotides. It is a transcript of the gene ASB13, whose product is annotated as ankyrin repeat and SOCS box containing 13. The transcript has 5 exons. The record is from RefSeq and is a predicted model, not a curated record. Gene Ontology annotation, biological process: protein ubiquitination; intracellular signal transduction; positive regulation of protein catabolic process. Gene Ontology annotation, molecular function: protein binding. The annotation marks the transcript as partial. Lineage: Eukaryota; Metazoa; Chordata; Aves; Trogoniformes; Trogonidae.